AUCCUUUUGUACAAUACUGUGGUUUUGAUAUUAAAUGCUAUGGUUUAAAUCUUAUAAAUAAAAAUAUCAAUAAGACAUGUUUUCAUUUCAAGGGGUGUUUUUUCCCCCUCAUGUAAAAAUAAUAUCCACUCAGUUUUGAUGUUUCUUAUGUGAUGACUUAUUUUGUCAACUAUAUGCAGUUGAAAAUUAUGCAGAUAAAGUCUGCAAUUCUUUUCUCACAAUUAUUUUUUUAAUGGGAAAUAUAUGCCUAUAUUAUUUUAUUAAUACUGUAACUAUUUGCGUUUCAUUUUAAAAUUGUCUGCAUGUGUAAAACAUGCUAUAUCAUUUCUUUUCGUUAAUCUAAUGCUUUAAUAUUUAUGUGAAGUUGGAUAAUUAAUGUUUUCAUUAGUUUUAAAUAUUUUUAUUGCUGAUUCGUUGCUUUUUUUAUACAUAGGUGUCAGUGAUCUUGAAUAUUCACGAAAUUCUGAUGGAACCUCUGGUAUUAGCUUUACUUCAUUGAGGAGUAGUGAUAAGUCUGAUAUAUACCAGUGUGAUGCUUGUUCAUACUCCUCAAGAUUUUUGGGCAACUUAAAGAGACACUACUUGAUUCAUACUGGCCAGCGUCCAUAUGUCUGUUCAUUUUGUGGCAAAGCUUUUAAUCAAAAAGUUACUCUUACCACUCACAAACGAUUGCACACAGGGGAACGACCAUAUCCCUGCAGUAAAUGUCCGCUUCGAUUUCACAACAGGGCUUCACUUAUAAGACAUUUUUUGAAACAUGAAGAACAAAGUUUAUUAAUCCCUGUCAUUGAAGAUUCUGGAACAAUUCUUCGUACCUACAAGUGUCCUUUCUGUCCUCCUUCAUUGCCUCAUACUGAAGAGCGGCAAUUUGCUUUUGCUAUCUGUUUAUGGUUUAUUUAUUCGAAUAUUAUUAUUUCUCUUUUAAUUCCAGGUGGUGAUGUGUUAAAAAUGUUGACUUUUUCAUCUCGAAAAAGAAUUAUUAAUGGACGCUACCGCUGCAGCAGCUGUUCUUAUUCCACAAAUUAUUUCUCAAAUCUCAAAAGGCAUAAUCUAGUUCAUACUGGAGAAUGUCCAUUCUCCUGUAAUGUUUGUGGUCGAUCAUUUAAUCAAAAAGAUUCUUUGAAACGCCAUUUUACAAUACAUUUUAAGACAGCAAUGUAAAAAAU
Molecule: messenger RNA, 1166 nt
Organism: Argiope bruennichi
Lineage: Eukaryota; Metazoa; Arthropoda; Arachnida; Araneae; Araneidae
Product: zinc finger protein 726-like
Exons: 3
Coding region: 376-1161 (261 amino acids)
Biological process (GO): regulation of transcription by RNA polymerase II
Molecular function (GO): DNA-binding transcription factor activity; RNA polymerase II cis-regulatory region sequence-specific DNA binding
Source: RefSeq, a predicted model, not a curated record